AUAUAUAUAUAUUUAUAUAUAUACAUAUUUUAUUUCUAACAAUCAUGGCUAAUGCGGCUGCAUCUAUAAAGGACAUGGAGAAGCACUCGAAUAAACAAUAUUUGCCACCAUUUAUCGGUGCCCCUUCGGAACAGACAGAGGCAGAGACGACAGCGGCCAGCAAGGAGCCGCAGGUGAAGGAACAGCUGGUGCCAAUGGCCGUUAACAAAAGUGAUCCCGAGCCAAAUUCGGUUGGCAUGGAGCUGGAUAAUCCUUUCUGGAUUUCCGUCAGUGGCUAUCAGCCGGAUUGCGCCUAUUUGGUAUAUCGUUUCUUUCUCGAUAUCGGACACAUUGUGGACAAGAGUUUCACAGAAACAAAUUUAAUGUAUCUGAAGUAUUUCUGUAUGAUGGAUUGCGAAAUUGCGCUUAGCUACGAUGGCCAAAAGAUCGGCUAUGGUGGCGAUAUACUCGUACACGUCAAGCCGGAGAAUCCUGUGCGGCAGACCCGAAUCGAACCAACAAUAGAAAAGAUUACGCAGCCAGCCGUAGGCAUCGCUGCUAACGAUCAGCCCGAUGUAGGCCUAUCGCCUUUGUGUCUUGUCGAUACCGACACAGAGAAGCUGAAGAAGCUAAAGCAGCUAGAGAAGCUUGAGAAACAGCCAAAGGUUGUGGAAGAAGUUGCCGCCAAGCAGGCAAAAGAGAAACCAGAGAAACUGUCACUGAUUAUGGAAGAGGCUGCCAAGCAGCCAGAAGAGAAUUCAGAGAAACUCUCACAGGAUGUGGAAGAGGCUGCCAAGCUGGCAAACGAGAAGCCAGAAACAUUGCCAAAGAACGUGGAAAAGGCCGCCUCUUCCAAGCUGGCAAAAGAUCAGAAGCGACAAGUGGCUCGCAGGAAGUUGACUUUUGGGCAAUGGCUGAAGCAUAAGAUAUCCUAUAUAUUUUAUUUUUACUGAGUAACAGUUUUGUUUUGUUAGUUUAGUUGAAAUUGCAAACUGAUGAACAGCAUUAAAAAUCCAUUUCACGAUGGAAAA
This is a messenger RNA of Drosophila virilis, 1010 nucleotides long. RefSeq lists its product as uncharacterized. Lineage: Eukaryota; Metazoa; Arthropoda; Insecta; Diptera; Drosophilidae. Gene Ontology annotation, molecular function: nucleic acid binding. The record is from RefSeq and is a predicted model, not a curated record.